AAAACCAACAGCCCAAGCCCUUCCCUCUAGAUUCUGGGCGGAAAAAGCUGGGAGGGGUCCCAAACAGCGCCAGGAAUAAUACCCGCUGCCCCCAUUUUCGAGGGGAUCACUCGCAGAAAUAAGCUAUAAGAGGUCACUCGGGUCACUGCUUUUCGAUCCCUUACGAAGUAAAUUCACGGCCAACGCUCUCCCCUCUGCCUAGAUUCUAGGCCGAAAAGGUGGGAGGGGCUUUGCUUUUUUCGGCCCCCUCUGAAAUGGAUUUACGGCCAAAGCCCUCCCCUCUACCUAGAUCCUGAGCCAAAAAAGCUGGGCAGUGUUUUGAUUUUUAUCCCCCCUGAAAAAAGUCCACAGCCCUAGGGCCCCCCUCUAGAUUCUGAGCUGAAAAAGCGGAGCGGGAUUCUUUUCCUUUAUGGUCUCCGCUAAAAUAAGUCCGCUGCCCUAUUUUUCUGCUUAUGAAUUGCCACCGAGAGCCCACGCGCGUAGCCUAGUAGCCUGUCACCACGCCACCCGCGACAAGCGGCAAGGUAUGCCAAGGAAUGCGUGGACACCAAAGGCGACCGCUGCGCCGGGGAGUGGCCUCCUCAGCGGAGAGCGCCCACACCGAAGAGGACCCGCGCCGGAUACCUAUCAAAGCGGGCCAGGGCCUUGAAGGAGUCCCGAAGCUUGUGGCAGAGCCUUUCCACCUGUUUCAAACUUCUCCAAAAUGAUAGGCGCGCACGCGUGAAAUUUGUCAAAUUUGUCCAGUUUGGGCGGCUCUCCGGUUGCCUUUGCAGGGGCGAAGGGGU
Messenger RNA from Amoebophrya sp. A25, 785 nucleotides. Lineage: Eukaryota; Dinophyceae; Syndiniales; Amoebophryaceae. The record is from the annotation of a GenBank genome assembly.